Dujonia railenensis is the source of this 1269-nucleotide messenger RNA. The record is from the annotation of a GenBank genome assembly. Lineage: Eukaryota; Fungi; Ascomycota; Pichiomycetes; Serinales; Debaryomycetaceae.
AUGAGAUCUACAUCGUUCAUAACAUCGUUAGCUAUCAUAGCCUCCAUGGCUUCCGCAGAAACCUUGAGCACCAUACUGUCUACCAUCACAUGUUCUGCUUCUACUUGUGCUGCCUCAUCAGUCGCUCCAUCGCAAUUCUUCUACUCCAACUCCUCCAUACCUGCUUCCUCAUCAACAAAGCAUAAGACUACCAUCUACGAAUACGACACGACCGCUGUCGAUUCCACUUUCAAGGUUACCAAGACUGUCUGUGACGAAAACUCCUCAUGCUACACAACUACUGAUGUUGAGAGUCUUGCUACUCUCACUACCACUGUUGAUGGUGUCUUGACUGUCUUGACUACCCCAGUUCCAGUCUCAUCAGUUGACCCUGCUUACGCUACUACAACUUCAUUAGUUCCAGCCUCCACAAUCCUCGAUGUUGUGACUGACAACUCUGUCAUUUACCUCACCACCACUCACUGUUCUAAUGACGUUUGUACGACUUCCGUGGAAACUGAUGUCUUGACUACUUACACCACUACUGUCGAUGAUGUUGAAACCAUCAUCACUACCUACUGUCCUCUUACUGCAACUACUCCAACUACUGUCGCUCCAGAUGUAACCACAACUGCUCCAGUAACUGAUGCUACCGUUACCGAAGCCUCAACCACCGUUAUUACCAUUACUUCUUGUAGUGACCAUAAGUGUACUACUGAAGCUGUUACCACCGGUCUCACAGUUGUUACUUACACCACCAACGAUGUUGUCACUGAGUACACCACUUACUGCCCAUUGUCAAGCACUGUUGCUCCAGAAGAAACCACCAGUACCACACCUGCCCCAGAAACUGACUCCACCGUCACUGCUACUGAAGCAUCUACCACUGUCGUUACCAUUACUUCAUGUAGUGACAACAAGUGUUCUACCUCUGCUGUCACCACCGGUCUUACCGUAGUUACUUACACUACCAAUGAUGUCGUCACUGAGUACACCACUUACUGCCCAUUGACCUCAGAAUCCACCACUGCUGAAGAAACUACUUCUACUUCCACCACUAGUGCAGUUAAAACCUCUGCUGAAGAAACCACUAUUGACGUCAUCACUGACGAUAUUCAAACUGUCACUCCAGCUACCUCUUCCGUUGCUACUACCCAGACUACUUCCGUUAUCUCCCUGUCUUCCUCCACUGUUGCCACACCUUCGAUUACUUCUUACAAUGGUGGUAACAAUGUCAAAUAUGCUGGAUUCUUGGGAUUAAUGGUUCCAUUUUUCUUAGCUUUAGUUUAA